AUGAAGCGGACUUUGUGGGCGGAUGCAAGUGACAGCGAUGAAGCGAUCGAGAUCAGCAGCCUUCUCGUUGUGGAUCUCAACCGUCGCCCCCCGGUCGUUGUCGAGGUAUUUGGAGUUGACACUCUCGCGGAGCUCGUCCCAAAGCAUGCUCCAGAGGAACCCGCUCCAUCCCGCACAUCUCACUUCGUUUUCCGACGGCCGAUCUGGCCGAACUCGAACAACAUCAUCGUCAACAUCAUUGUCAAGGCCCCAGGUCGGCCGCCCUCGGUCAAGAACGUCAAGGCCGACGCCCCCAUCAAGGCCGACGCCCCGGGAGGGCGGAUUCAGUCUCUGAUGGUGGAUCCGACCGAACAUUGGGCCUUGCGUACAGAGGACGUCCUCCUUAACGUGCUCAAGUACCUGGACCUCGAUGAAGUUUUCAGGCUUUGUUCAUACAUGAGCCGCAGCUGGCGGGAGUCCCUGCCAAGUGCCGUCUGCCAGCAUGCAAACAACUGGAUCACAGCGGCCUUUUAUCCACACCUCCAAGGAGAGCAUGAGCAGAACAUCAAUGAAGGUUUGCCACUGAGAGACCCGGUGCCGCUGGUCCCCGUGGCGAAAGGCCUUGAUCUCGCGCGGGACGCCGUUCUUUUUUUUCCUCGGGAAGAGGCUGGUACCAAGGUGUUGGCAAAUGCAACAUUGACUUGGCCCGUGGCCAAUGAAGAGGAGCGCAAAGCUGAAGAGACAGGUCAAGAAGACGUCGAAAAAUCUCAAGGAACACCACCCGUGGACAGCAACCCGGUCAGCGUCCAAGACCUCGUAAAAUACUUUGCGAGCGAGCUCGGGCAAGCUCGAAGAGGAAGCAGCAAAGCGAGCGGAGCUCAACGCCAACUGGCCGCGUUCGCCGAGAAGGAAGAAUCCAUCCAUAGGGCCAAGUCGGAGCUCAAGGAGAGUGAGGCGGCGAAGGAGAAAGCCCAGCUGACAGCAGAUCUCGAUGCCAAACAUGCCGCUCAUCUCCUUACCAUCACGGCGUGCCUGUCACACCCCGGAGCCACCGCUUCUGCCACCGGAAGCGAGAUGUCGAAACUGGGGUGCAAGUCACGCCUUCACCAUCUCGUCGGCGGUUACGCCUUCCGGGACGAGGACACUUUUUACCUUCGUCAGAAACCUCCAAACAGGAAAAAGAUAUCGCAGCAAGGCCUCUCCGCAAGACGUGGCACGCUCCCGCCCCAGUCAAGCCGACCUUGA
Fimicolochytrium jonesii is the source of this 1224-nucleotide messenger RNA. RefSeq lists its product as uncharacterized. The record is from RefSeq and is a predicted model, not a curated record. Lineage: Eukaryota; Fungi; Chytridiomycota; Chytridiomycetes; Spizellomycetales; Powellomycetaceae. The transcript has 8 exons. Bases 1 to 1224 code for a protein of 407 amino acids.